AUGGUUCGUUUGGACGAUGCAAUGAAAGACCUCUGCAAGUGUGGCUCAGUUCACAUGCUUCAGACAUUGUUUGAGAUGACAGGACACCAUUACAUUGGUCCCAUCACAAUGGAUCACUUGGUACUUGCCAUGGACAGUGGCAACAUACACUUUGUUCAUUUACUUCUCAAACUCAAUGGUCAAUUGAACGACAUUCAACCCAACGUGAGUCCAUUUAUUCCUUUUAGAGAGAUGUUCCGAUUCCCUGGUAUCGAUGUCGAUAUGCUCAAGCUUCUCAAUGAGAUGGGCGAACUCAGUCAUUGUGUUGGACUUUUCAACUUGGCACUUCAUCAUUGUAUCACGAAUCGCCGUGUUGAGAGUGUCCAAUACCUCUUUGAGGUGACCAAGGAAUUAGAUUCCCAAAAAAUAAGAGAGUUCGAAACAACGGUCCGUGAUGGCAUCUUCAAUCAAGCUAGACUUGGAGAUCUGGACAUCCUCCAGUCGCUUCUAUUGAUGGUGCAACGCAAUAGUUCAACUUCGCGUGGAAAUCUGAUCUGGGAUGCUGCGGUGAAUGGUCACAUGCACAUCGUCGAACAUCUUCACAAGAACAACAUUGGCAAUGGCACAUUGACGUCAGAUGAGGAGUCCACCGCCAAUCAACUGAUGAGCACCCGUUGUGGCGACCAAUGGGAUCAGGCAGUAGUUUCCAAAGUCCUUUACCUCCGUCCAUUGGACCAACUGAAUGAUGCACUGAAGAGAAAUGAUCAGAUCACCGCAGCGGACAUUCUCAACAACCACUGGGACAAUGGACUGUCGUCAACAUGGCCUGUCCCAAGUUGUCUAUUUUAG
Molecule: messenger RNA, 828 nt
Organism: Acytostelium subglobosum LB1
Lineage: Eukaryota; Evosea; Eumycetozoa; Acytosteliales; Acytosteliaceae
Exons: 2
Coding region: 1-828 (275 amino acids)
Source: RefSeq, a predicted model, not a curated record